AUGUCGACGUUGUCCGGGAAGACGUUGUCCGGGAACGACCCGGACAGGUAUCAGAAGCAGAAGAAGGCGGCGGCGGCGCGCGAGAGGCGAGAGCGAGCCAAGAUCGAGAAGCACAUCGAGCAACGCAACGAAGCCUUUCGCGUGCGCUCCGACGGCCAGGCGCGAGGCGACGCGGCGACCGUGCGGGCUUCGCAGCGAGCGGUAUCCAAGACCGCCGAUUCUUUGCCGGCCGAUCCGUACCAGGCGGGCGUCGUGCUCGACGCCGUCGUGAAGAGGUACCCGGAGGCGGCGGCCUCCGUCGGCCUGCGAACGCAGUCCGACGUCUCUUUGGCUGAGGAGCUGCUCGGGCGCGUGCGCAAGUCACUCGCGGGCAUCUUCGCGACGGACGGGAAGCGGUCGCGCGGGUCGCUGACGAACGACGAGCAUCAGGCGGUCGACACCCUGCUCGUCUUUCUGGCGCAGGAGGAGGAGGGCGAGGCGCUGCAGCGCGGCCGACACGCGAAGAAGGCGAAGGCGGACGGCGGCGAGGUGCCGGUCGCCAAGGUGUCGCGCGUGCGCGAGAUCGCUGAGCUGCUCGGCAUGUCGCCGUCCACCACGCACCGCCGCCUCGUUGCGGCCCUCGAGCGGCGGCGCAAGCUGGAUGACCCCGAGCUGCGGGCGUAUUGGCUUGCAACGCGGACGCUGCUCGGCCACCGGCACAGUGACGAGGUGAAGCGCAUGGUGCUCGAGUUCUACGUGGCGCACCCCUCGAUCAAGCGCUCGCCCAUCAAGUCCGACGUGCUGAAAUUCAAGGACGACCAGGGCGAGGACAUCUUCGUGCCCAAGCUGUUGAGCGAGGUCUCGCUGACGGACGUGUACCUCGACUUCAAAAAGGCCAACCCGAACGUCAUCAUCGGCGAGGCUGCCUUCCGGAAGCUGAGGCCACGCGAGCUGCGGCGCAUGACCAAGCGCCACUUGGACAUGUACUGCAUCGAGUUCCGGCUCCAGCACCAGGCCCUGAACCGGGCGCGCGCGUCGCUCGCCAAGCGGCACGGCGCCGGCUACACGGCCGCGUACGACCACGCCGCGCCCAAGGACGCCGUCGCUGCCUCGCUGUGCCAGCCAUGCGACGCGACGGGCUCGGCGAGCCUGACAAACACUCUAGGCGGAUACUCUCCGACACAUUUGCUCGAGGGGCACCUGCCACCGGCAAAAAAACCAACCCCGCUACACAUUACAGUGUAUGAGACACGUGAGGUGGAGACGUCGUACGUCGACGAGACCACCGGCGACCGCAAGAAGACGUCGAAGCUGAUGCUGGUCGAGAAGACCGUGCCUAUCGGCGAAUUCAUGCAGCAGUACCGAGAGAAACUGCAAUACUUCUGCUUUCACAACCAGAUGGCAAAGUGGACCUGGAUGGUGCGCAAAGACAGGGCGGCCAUUCGGAAAGGUGACCUCUCGCUGAUCAUGGACUACUCGGAGAAACUCAACCGCCUGCGCAGGACGCAGAUUCAGACUGAGCAUUGGGUCAAUACCGCUAUCACUAUCGAGGUGGCUGUGGCUGAGGGGUUCAAGGCGACGAUCCCGGCGGACGACCCGGUGCUGGCCGGGCUCGCCUCCAUGUCGCCUGAGGAGCGGGGCAAGGAGCUCGACUCGCUCGGUGUGCUAGAGAAGCAGAUCUACUACCACUGCUCUGACUACAAGGCGCAAGAGGCCAAAGUGACGACGCACAACAUGCGUGUCAUGCUGGAUGAGCUGCUGCAAGCGAAUGUGCUACUAGACGGGGGCACUGUGUGGCUCAAGACGGACGGGUGCGCUAAACAGUACAAGUGCAGCAAAGCCAUGUACCUGCUCUGCGUGCUAGUCGCUGACCUGCGGGCGAAAGGGAAGCGUGUGACCAUCGACCAGAUGCUGGAGGUCACGGGGCACGGCAAGGACGAGGCGGACGGGCACGGGGGUGUGUUUAAGAACUGGCUCACCGGCGAGAUGAUGCGGUCGGACUUCAUGGAGGGGGACGAGUCGGUCGUCGCCUCGUCUGACGCAAGGGAGGGAGAGGCUGUCAGCUUCGCAGAUGCGUGCGCGAAGCGCGCGCGUGAGGGUUUUGGCGACCUCAAGCCGGCCGGGAUGAACUCCAAGCGGCGCGAGAAGUCGAACACCGCCAAGCGGCACGUGCGCACCUACGAGGAGCACGACAUUCGUGACGCGCCCGCCAUCAAGGAGAUGACCGCCGCGCUGGCUGCCGACGCGGAGGAGGGCGAGGACUCGAGGAUCAAAGCCACGCUCGGCCACAACAACUUCCGGGCGGACCCCGACCUGCAGAAGGACGGGAAGUACGUCAUUGCCGCGCGGCGGCUCGGGUGCCUUUGCGACGGCUGCCGCCGGGCCCUGGCGCGGCCGAUCGCGACGCGCUAUCAGCCGCACGACGACUGCGUGCACGCCGCAGCCUUUGGGCGCGACAACGACUGGAAGCUGUGUGAGCUAGUGAGCAAGGACGGGGCGUCGGAGGAGCUCAUCGAGGAGGACGCGCAGCUGCAGCUCGAGGCGCGGACCGACGGGGUGGUGAGCGGGUUGGUGGCGGGCGAUAACAUCGCCUUUGCGACGGCGGACGAGGUCUACUACGCGCGGGCGCUAGGGCCGGCGUACCGGCUCGACGCGGACGUGGAGCUCGAGGAGCUUGAGGGCGGAGACGGCAAGGCGAUUCAGCUAGAGAAGGGGAGCCUCGUCAUCGACGCCUGGUACUACAACAAGGUCCCUGGCGUGAGCAACUGGAUGACUCCUUUUGAGGAGGGCGCGGCGGGAGGGCGGGUGCGCAUCCCGUCGCACCUCAUCCUUCACGCCGGGUUCGCCAUGCCGCUAGCUGUCGCACCUGCGCGGCCGGCUAACGGGAGGAAGAAGAAGAAGGCCUGGGGGCUCCCUGAGGCCAAGGCCGAGGCGGUGGCUAAGGGUGCGGUGGUGGUGUCGGCAGAGGUGCGGGCGGCGUGCGUAGAGGAGUUGUCGCGCCGCGACGAGUAG
Messenger RNA from Emiliania huxleyi CCMP1516, 2991 nucleotides. RefSeq lists its product as hypothetical. Lineage: Eukaryota; Haptophyta; Isochrysidales; Noelaerhabdaceae. The coding region runs from base 1 to 2991 and encodes 996 amino acids. The transcript is spliced from 5 exons. The record is from RefSeq and is a predicted model, not a curated record.